Kluyveromyces marxianus DMKU3-1042 is the source of this 1209-nucleotide messenger RNA. RefSeq names its product Rrg1p (gene RRG1). NCBI's taxonomy places the organism in Eukaryota, Fungi, Ascomycota, Saccharomycetes, Saccharomycetales, Saccharomycetaceae. The transcript has a single exon. The record is from RefSeq and is a predicted model, not a curated record. Bases 1 to 1209 code for a protein of 402 amino acids.
AUGGUCAGACCUUUUGGACAAUUGGGAAACCACAGGAAACAUGUGUUGGAUUGGUACCGAUAUUCAUUACGGAAUAUCAAGGCUAAUAUAGAGAUCGAACACCUUAAGACACAAGUAUACAGUACCCUUAAAAGAACUGUUAGAGAAAACAAGAACCAUAAAUCUGCAUGGUAUGUCCGUGGGCUUUUACAAGAUCUAAAUGAUAUUAAUACAUAUAUUUUAAAUGACGAUCUACAUCAGUUACUUAAGCUAAGAGAUAAGUACUCAAAUGAAGAUGUGAUAACAUCAACAACAACUAACACACCUCCUUCUGGCAAUGCUUUGCUUGGUGAAGCAAUAACUGGCAUCAAAGUACCUAAGGAUUCGUUUGUUCUUAUAGAGAGAGAAGAGAAAGACGAAAGGAAGAAGAAAAAAAAAGCGAUGAGUUUAUCUUCCUCUCCUACACCGUCAUCGGCACGCUCAGAUCGUCUCAGCAGGAGAGUAUUGUAUUCUUAUAUCCGUAAGCACUAUCGACCUCCUUUCAGUCUUCCACAGGAACAUAUAGAGUCACUAAUCAAACCACUCGCAUACCAUGAAUAUUACUGCAAAAAGUUAUAUCUAAUAGAAUUACGUCUUGCGCAAGGUCCCCCAAAGGUGUCUUUGGGGUAUACUGGUGCUGGUCGAGCAAGAAUCUGGUUCGUACGAUCCCCACUGAAUAGAAAGAAGCGACAAUCGAAACGGCUAACCACACUCAUAAGGCUUUCGAAAUUGCAAGCCCAGAAGAACCUUGACGGUGCUAGAGAGUGCGAAAAGAUGCUUUGGCACGGAUACCAUGAGGCACAAUGGGAAUACAUGUUAGAAAAGAAUAAUCAAAGGUUCCCAAAGACUGCGGAAGAGGUCAUUUCCUUAGUGAAACACGGUGGUAAUUUGAGACGGCUUCCUGUCAAUUUCGUAAACUGGCUUCAGCCGAUCAUUGAAGCGUUACAACAAUUCGAACAAUUCGACAUCGAAGUACAGGAGAAAUUCAGGAAACAGAGAGAUAUGUUAGUGGAAGGAGGUCAGUACCACUACUACCAUAAUCUUAAUCAGCAGCUUUAUGCCAAGAGAAUGGCCAGGUUCAAAAACCUAAAAAAGGAGCUUCCAGUGACCAAUCCAUUCACCAAGGAGAACAACCUUGGAGCAUUAUUGGUAAAAUGGAAGUUCCUAUCACCACAUCAGUUGCUAAAAUAG